AGGUGAUAUCAAUCAAAUGUUACAAUGCAGAGAUAGUUGUUGUGUGUGCAAGUUCAUCCAGGAUGGAGGGAUUAACAAAAUUAAUCUUUUUCAUCGCUGUUUUUUCAAUUUCGGGGAUACUUUGCACAUAUACCACAGAGACUCCGACAACAGAAGGGACAACAGAAGAGACAACGGAUGUGUCAUCAACCUCCCAGGAGACCACGACACAAUCAUCAACGCAAUCAACAACCACUAUAGCAGAUACAACGUCAACAACACUGGCAGCGACAACUGAGACAACAGUUAGUGACACAACAACAACUAGCGCUCCUGAUGAAUCUGUCUCCACUUCUCUGGAAUCGAUCAGUGGUUUGCAGAUUGAUUAUCCCACAUAUUCAAUGAUUGGAGAAUUGACGAUAUUCAACAUCUCGCUGAAUAGUGGGACAAAGCACACGACCGUAGCAGUAAUAGAAAAUCAAACUACAGUGGUUUGUGUUGAAGACAGCGACGCUUUGGUCUUUGACUGGACGUACAACUUCACCAGAAAUGGCGCUAUCAACUUGGAGAUAAUCAUCACUAACGACGUGUCGCAGGCGUCUGCCUCUCUUACCAUAUACAAGUACUAUGCCAUCAAUGGAAUAUCUGCAACGAAUGUUAGUGGAGUGUAUAACACAAAUGAAAAUAUACAGGUGAAUUUUAUCAUUGAUUCCAACGCUGAGAAGCCUCAGGGUUCGGUGUGGUUCAAUGUCACGUGGGGAAAUGGGAAUUUGUCAGAGGGUACAUUGGAUGUUGAGACGUCGUCUCCCGAGUCAGCCUCGCACGCAUACACACUUCAAGGAAACUACACAGUCGUUUUAACUCUGAGUUCCCAAGUACAGUCCUACAACAUUUCUUAUACAGUCUACGUCUGGGAUCAACUAAAUGUUGUUCUAUAUUCCAAUCCAACAGCAAAAUUAAACGAAAUUGUAUCAUUUGAAUUUAACAGUCCACCAUAUUCAAAUUUUCGAUACCUUGUGACGUAUGGAGACGGCACCACGAAGGAAAAUUCCGAUUUGGACUUGUAUCGGCUAUACGAUAUUUCGCCUUGGACAAAAUCGUAUUCCACGGCUGGAGAAUACAACGUCACCCUGACAGCAUGGAAUCCCAUCUACACCACGUCCAUGAGCUAUGUUGUCAACGUCACAGACUACACCCCUGUGCGUCUGAUUGGCGGAGACGUUCAUUUUGAGGGAUCGGUGGAAGUGUUUUACGCUGGAAGCUGGAGGUCACUGUGUGACACGAACUGGAACAAUAUGACGGCGAAUAUUGUGUGUUUUAUGGCAGGGUAUUCCAGGACCUCAGCUGUAGCAUACUCCAAUUCGUACUUUGGUGUUGGUGAAGCGUCACGCAUGAGUAUUCAUUGUGAAGGCUUGGAGUGGGAUACCGAGGAGUGCUUCCCGAAUUCGGAAACCAUUACCUGUCCUGUUGCCGGAGUCAGGUGUUCAACAGACGGUGUCUUCAUGUUUAAGUUAUCCUACGGUCAGGAUUCUACUGUUUCAAUGCCAAGUAGCGAGCAGUCUGUCAUUAACUUCGACUACGUUGCGGAAUUGCCAUCCUUUGAUGCCAUCAUUACCAACAGCACCACGCUGAGCACACAAAACGUCCAGUAUAGCACAGAAAACAAAACCAUCCGAUUGACCUUGACCCCGUCACUGUUUUCUGACGUUGGAUUUGGAACUCAUGUGAUUUUAUUCAGAUUAUCAAACGAAAAUCACACCAAGGACGUUGAAGUUAUAGUGAAUUUUGAAGAAAAUAUUAGCCAGUUUGAGGUUCAAUACAACAGUUUUAACGAAUACGAAAAAUCAGCUUUCUUCAACGCUUCCGUGGCGAGUGGAUCGAACCUGCGGUUCAUUUGGGUUUAUGGUGAUGACACGGUGAUAACUUGCAAUUACACAGGGAAUACAACAAGGUUUUUCCAGUUCAAUCACACGUUUAUAGAUUUCGGAACUAUAAAUGUCACAGCCAUAGCAUCGAAUGGCAUUAUGACAGCAACACAGACAUUCACCGUUUUUGUUUUUCACAAAAUAAACGGAAUUUCGAUUAAUACAACUAAAUCAACUUACCAAACGCUGGAGAAUACCGAAAUAAUUCUCCAGGUUGCCGAAACUGCCCUUCAACCACAGGGGCAGGUAAACACCACAAUAGAUUUCGGAAAUGGUAACAUUACGAACUUCAUGUUGGCUGCAAACGAUACGAACUUAAUCCCAUACCUACCUUUCACCCAACAGUAUACCAUCCAAGGAAACUAUACAGUUCAAAUGGUGCACAGUGCUUACGGCAACACCAUGAACGAAACAUUGUAUAUCCAGAUAUGGGACGAACUAACUGUCAAUCUUUCAUCUGUUACCCAGACGAAAGUCGAUAUAGAUAUAGAGUUCAGUUUUGGUUCAACACCACGGUCAAAUUUUAUGUAUCAUAUUUCUUUUGGGGACGGAACAGUUGUACAGAAUCAGGAAAGCGACCUCUAUCGUGAAUAUGAUUUCCAGGGCUGGAACAAGUCCUACACACAUCCGGGGAUUUACAACGUUUCUAUGACGGCAUGGAACCCCGCCUAUACCUCUUUCUUUUCUUAUCCUAUCAAAGUCACACAAGAUCAGAUAAUGAAUUUUACAAUAGAAGACGAAUAUCAACAGAACAUAAAGUAUUUUUACGGGGAUACAACAGAAGUUCUGUUUUAUUUCGAAACUCUCAAUGACCUCGUGAUAGACGCGGAGCUGGAUUUAAUGAUUGGAGACACAGAAAUCAACUCCAGCAUGAUUGUUAUUAACCAGACAGAGGCGAAAGAAAAGCUGAUCCAUCUCCCUCUGCAGCACGUAUUAUAUACUGUUCCUUACGGAAACCACUCCCUGAAUGCAACUCUUUAUGCCCAAAACAGAACUGAGUUUCGAUCUAUCAUUGUGGUUUUACACUACGAAGAAAGAAUAACAGGCUUACAGGUUUCUUUUGAAGAAAAUGUUGAAGUUGGAACAGUAGCUGAAUUUCACGCUUCACUGAUAAGCGGAUCGAAUUAUGACGUCGAAUGGAUUCACGACAAUGUUUCAAACGUUUUCAGUUACUCAAACAACGAAACGCGAGCGUUUAGCUAUAACUAUACAUUUCUAUACACGGGAGAUGUAACUGUGACUCUUCAUGUAACCAACUUGGUUUCCGCUCAGAAUUUCACACUGUUGUUUCACAGUUAUUACAAAGUCAAUGGUAUUUAUCUUGAAGUUGGAAAAAUUUAUCAAACAACUGAAAUCGUCGAAAUAGCAGUGAUAGUAAAUGGUUCUGCUAGUCAGCCGCAAGGAGAUGUCAGCUUAGUUUUGGACUUCGGAGACAGUACAAAUACAAAUAGCAGUUUAUCAAUGGACGCCUUCACUUUAAAAUCUAGUUUCAACACGACGCGACUGUACACAAUUCAAGGAAACUACACGAUUACUGCGAAUUUGACAUCGCCAAUUGGAUCAGAAAUUCUCGAGUCCAUCGUUUACGUUUGGGAUAAGUUAGCCGUUAAUUUGUCCUCGCAAGUAGUGAAGAAGGUUUAUGAAAAUAUUACUUUUGAAUUCGACAACACUCCGAAUUCGAAUUUCUUAUACAUCGUAGCGUAUGGUGAUGGUGAGACACGAAAGAACGACGAGGGCGACCUCUAUAGGUCGUACGACAUCCAAAGCUGGAAUAAAUCGUACGAAGAUCCGGAUUUGUACAACGUAACCCUGUAUGCAUGGAAUCCUUUAUACUCCAGUUUUUAUUCGUACUUGAUAUAUGUAUCUGAAGACCAGAUAACAAACUUCACAGUGGAUGGCGAUCCGUCCUCACCUGCAAUACUGAUAUCCAAAUACUCCGUCGACAUCCAGUUCAACUUUACUACCCUAAACAAUACUUUUGUACCAGACUUACUCUUUAAGGCUUCUAUCAACAACAUUAGUAUCGACACAAAUGGGGCAAAUAUCAAUCAGUUGGAUGACACUAUUGUUUUCACCAUGGACGCUCGUUUGAUGGCUAACUUCACCUAUGGUGUCUACGAGAUAGAUUUCUCACUACUGGCACAAAACGAGACGGAGGAACAUUUCGUUAACUUAACUCUAAUUUACGAGCAAGCUAUUGAAGAUAUAAUGGUGGAAUAUGAUCUCUAUACAGAAGUCGGUCACCAAUUACAAAUAAAUGCAACCAUUAUCAAUGGUUCUCACAUGAACACGGAGUGGUUCCUAGGCCCUAAAGACAAACAGCACUUCUUGCAUCCAUGCAACGAUACGAGAUCAUUUUCCAUCAACCACACAUUUGUCGAAACAGGGGAAAUCAAUGUUACCGUGAUAGGAAAGAACCUUGUAUCCCAAUUUAGUAAGAGUUUCAUUCUAUUCUACUACUACGCUAUCAAUGGAUACGUGUUGUUGCCCAAUGACACUGUGCAAACAAUUGAAAAUGCAACAGUUGUUAUAGAGGUGGAAAGUUCUGCAAACCAACCUCAAGGUAUUGUAGAUAUUGAAGUUCACUUUGGAGAUGGUGACUCGACAAAUAUAUCUCUAGAAGCAAGUGAUUUAAGCCUUGCAAGCGGUAUUCCCUUAACACACCACUACAUAUUCCAAGGCUACUAUACCAUCACCGCAAUUCUGUCAUCGAAUAUCAACAGCAUGAAUUUGACCAAAACUAUUGCAAUAUGGGAUAAACUUGACGUUAAGCUGGCACCAGUAUCUCCAACUCGAGUAGAUGAUGAUGCUGUGUUUGCAUUUGUGUCUACACCAAAUUCAAAUUUUCUUUACAAUGUAACUUAUGAUGAUGGAACCUACAUUACAAACAAGGAGAGCGAUUUGUAUCAUCACUACAAUUUUACAUCUUGGAAUAAAUCCUACUCGCAGCCAAAGAAAUUUUACAAUGUCACCCUUACGGCAUGGAAUCCACGACAUACGUCGUUUUACUGGAUUUUUGUUCUAAUUGAAUAUCCAUUGCAUGAGGGAAAGAUAGGAGUAUUUCCCAUCACAGAGAUGAUCCCUCGACCAGACGGACGACAGAACGUGACCAUGGAGUUGUUGGAAAACCUUCCUGAUCCAUCCAACGUCGUGUGUACCUUCGACAACGACGAAAAUGACGUUACCGUCAAUUAUUCGAUUGCAAGAUUUGGACGUAAUCACCCAAUACAAAGAAACUAUACGUUUAAAACAGAUGGGGACAAAAAUGUCACGUUCUCUUGUCAUAAUUCUGUCAGUAGUUAUAAAGGUUUUUCUGUAAUACAAGUGCGUUCUUUUACCGCAGAAGACUUCAAUUAUACAUUUCAAAACCCUGUCAACAUGAACAUGUCUCUUGUACCUACUCAAAGCUCCGAUGGAAUUCAUUUUCCGUACAAACCAAAGCAUGACGAAGUAAAUGUUACUUUUAAUUUAACGUUAUUUCAAUGUUCAAGAUUGCCCCCAAACAUAGAGACUGUAUGGAAAUUUGGGGACGGCACAAACGAGGAACGCCUCAUCUAUCAGACACAGUUUGAAUACAUUCACGAGUUUACGCAGCGAGGUAAUUAUACCAUGACCUUCCAAAUUCUCGAUCACAACUACAAUACAACGUCCACGUGGGUGUUCAACAUAACACUAGGAACUAUGAUUAUGUUUUGCGACAAACCUAGCAUUGACUUACGAAAGGAAAAUUUUACAUUAACUGCCACAAAACUGUUAGGAAAUGCAACUUACACUUUUGAAGUAGAUGUAUUAGAAAACAAUCCAAACAUAUCUCACUUGCAGGAAAUUGGAAAUGUAUAUGAGCCUGAGUAUGGGUACAGUACAACAAAUGUGAGUGUGCAGUUUUAUGAGUACGGUUUCUAUCUACCAAAAGUUACAGGGACAAAUGGGACGGUAACAGAGAUUGUGUAUCUUGACAAUCCUAUCAUCGCUGAUUACAACAUCACUGGUGAAAUAGACCUCGUUUUAAAUCCCAGUAACUGGAAAGUGGUGGUGCCUCCGGGGGAAGCUAUAUUCUACGUUGAAAUCAUGAACACUACAGACGAUCCCCUGUUUGGUAAACCAAAGAGACCCUUCACGCACUGUAGUCUUCAGACUGGGGACUUGGUGGAUAAAAAUGUUUACAACCAAGUCUUUAACAUCACGGCGGAUAAUCCGAUGCAGUUUAAUUAUACAUAUAUUUCGCUUGGAAACUUGACGGUGUCUAUAACUUGUCAUAACAAUAUAUCGGAAUUUAAGAUUGUGAAGCCGAUUUACGUUGGAAAUGACUGUUAUUCCAAGGUUGGUCUUUUCGACCGCAAAAAUUCCAUGCCCAAUGAAUCCAUGACCGUAUCAACAGCUACAGAUGUGUACAUUUACAGCAGAAUGGACGUUCGAUGUCUAGAGAAUAACACAAAUUACAACUGGACUAUUCGGAAAACAGAUGAGCUUGGUUCUGAUUUAGACCUCGUUAUCUAUGAUAACCCAUUGGGCACAAACACAGCGAUGUUUUUAAUCACCAAAGGAUCAUUCGAUGCAGGGCUUUACAGAAUAAAAUUGAAUGUAACUCUCACAUCAACCUACUUUUACGAGUAUACAUACAUGAUGUUUAAAGAUCCUCCACCUUUUGCCUAUAUUUCUGGGGGAAAUACAAAUACGAUUACUUCUUCAGUCACAUCUUACAAGUUUGACGCCUCCUUCUCCCACAACGGAAAAGGAGAAAGGAAUAACAUCAAUUUUCAAUGGACCUGCAGAAGAUUGACACAUUCUUUUCCAUUUGAAAAUCAUGAUGUUGAUAUGAGAACCGGGCAGAUUGUCAAUAAUUGUCCCGGGUCUGUGAAUGAAAACGACAAAUACCAAAUCCAAGGUAUCUCAUCGGGGGCCAGAUACGAAGCGACCGUUACAGUUAGCAUCAAUAACAGUCCUGGAUCUGAUGACACCUACACGCAAGUCUUAGUGGUGGACACUGGAUCCUUACCAAUUUUAUCACUCAGCUGUUCAAGAAACUGCCUGUCCAAAGUGGCGGUAGCCUCAUCCUAUGCUUUGAGAGGACAAUGUUCCAACUGUGAAGGUUCAGGAUUGAGAAAACUUGCAUCGGAGUGGAAGCUGUGGAUAGAAAAAGACGGAUCCCCAAAUGAAUUCACGAUGGUAGCAAAUUUCACCAAUAUGACAGAAACAACAGGUACGGUCAGAGAAGGCAUAAUCAUUGCUGGUCAUCAGUUGGAAAUGGGAACGAAAUAUCUCAUUGCUAUGAAGGGUUCAUUUAAUGACAGUUCCGCGACACCCAACUACGUAUACAGAGUAUUCAGAACAAACUAUCCUCCAUACAAUGGCGAAUGUCAAGUGAAUACCAGCGCAGAUACAAUCAACCGACUGAGUGUAGAUUGUAAUAAUUGGCUGGAUGAGGGCGUGCACGAUGCACGAGAUCCCAGCAGAGAUCUGAAUGCUGACAUAGCGUUGCAGUACCAAUACGAAACAGAGAUAAUCAGGAAUACGUCAUUUGGAGUACAGACGAUCACAACUUACCUGUACAGAGGAGGUGAAAGUACGAUCAAAGAUGUACCUGUACAAGCCGGAGAUAACUACACUGACUACAAUGUCACAGUGCGUGUCAGAAUCAUAGACGAGUUCGGAGAUUUUUCCAUUUCUGAAACUACUAUACAAAUAAUUCCGCCAACAAAGUCGGCUCAGAUAACGGUGAACAACGUGAACACUUUUUUUGAUGACGUCAUGACCUCGUAUUCUCAGGCUAAGGCUGGUGGUAACGAUAUGACCGCCGUAGGAGUCCUAGGAGCCGCCGCUUCACUCUUUGACAACGUAACAAAUACUACAUCGGUGCCAACUGAAGAAGAAGUGUUAGCGAAUCAUCGGAUAGCAGACGAUAACACAGUUAAUCCAAUCACUAACCCAGUAGAGGAGCUGUACACCCAGAAAUUGAGAGAAAUCAUAAACAUUCUUAAAUUUGAAAUUGGUCUUGACUGUACCAACAAUACCAAACGAUUCAGCAUCAACGAUAUUCAACAUUUAUUCGGCACUCUGGACUCCGUUACUCGACUAACACAAUACAUACCUCUAGAUGUCUUGGAAGAUCUAACAGGAUUCAUAUACAACAUGACCUAUUGCUUUGAAAGUGUCGUCAACAGUUUCGUGGAGGAUCUGGGUGCUGGUGUCCUUUAUAUUCCUGUUCAGUAUAACAAUAUCAUCAAAGACAUCAUCAAAGUGGUUCUAAGAGUUUUGAAUACAGUUAUGGAUAAAAUGCUACCUGCAAAACUGCAGAACUUGGAUGUAGAGCUUAACUUGGAGGAUAUAGAAACAGAACUUGAAUUAAAAACAGAAUUCGAAAAUAAGAUGAACGCACAUUUGGGCAUAUCUAAUGUUACAAAUUACAAAGGAAAAGCGGACCAAAUUCUUCUCCUUCGUCAACACGAGCGGGAUAUUCAGCUGAAUCAAACCAACAUCACUGCAAAAGUUCUUGUUUAUCACCAGACAGUUAUAGAAAAGAUUCAACAGAUUUCUUUGACAACUCUGGCACUAGGAGAGAAAUCCAUUGUAUCGACCUCGGUAUUGGACAUUGUUACACAAAGAAUAGUCCCAGAUGACAUGGACGAAACAUACAUGAAGAAGUUUGAAACCAACAAAACGGAACUGUUGGUAAAGAUUGUAGUUUAUAAAAGAAAUCCUUAUAACUAUGUGGAGAAUGCUUCGUCCUUGACCACUGGGGUUUCCUCUAUUGACCUCGGACCAGACGCAACCGUAGACUCUGUCAUAAAGAACCCACCGGUGCCUGAGCCCACAGUAUAUGAACCUAAAAUCCAAACUACCUACCCCGAACCGAUGAUUUACUACAAGUUUGAAGUGGAGAACGACGGGGACGCGGGAGUGGUCUUCUUCAAGCCUGACAAUUUUGAUAUAAAUAGCAAUUCUAACGACACCCUGUACAGUUUCUAUUUCAGUAGCGUUUAUUUCCCAACAUCUAGGGAUACAGAAAUUGUGGUAUCCAGUUCAAAUUGGUCAAAGGAAGAUGAUGGAUUUAAAAUCUUUUUGGAUGGCGGUGUAUGCAACAAAGGCCUGUGUUUUAUGGGGAUUAAACUAGGAGAAGUCGAUACGACUGAUGAUUCAACAGAUACCUCGUCUUCAAGACGUAAACGGCGAAGCACGAGCCAGGGAGUCACCACUCCGGGAUACAACGACACGGCUGCGUUUACCCCGACCAGCUCCAACUUCAGCAUGGCUAUAACAACCACUGGAUGCCGAUCAUAUGACAAGGCUACUAACACAUGGACGUCCGAUAAUUGCCAGGUUUUGAGGAUAAGCACGAAAGAAAAUACGGUAUGCCGCUGUACAGGAACAACAUUUUCUUCGACGUUUGUAGUACCUCUCAAUACUAUCGACUUCACCAAUAUCUGGGGAAAGUUCGAUCCUACUAAUGCUGCAGUAUAUGGCACGCUGAUAGCAUUCCUCGUCGUGUACGCCAUAGCUGUUGUUUACCUCAGACGUCAAGAUAAGAAAGACGAAGAAAAAUGGAGCACACAUUUCUUGAAAGACACAGAUGGUGCCGAUGCUUAUUUCUACUUAAUGUCAGUGCACACUGGGAUGCGUAAAGGCGCUGGUACUCUAUCAAACGUCAACUUUGUAGUAUCGGGUGACGAGGCUGAUACAGGAAUUAGGUCACUCAGUGAUGGUAUUCGAAAGGGUUUUCCUACUGGAAGCGUUAAUAAAUAUAUAAUGGGAAACUGUGAACCAUUGGGAAAUCUGACACAUCUUCGAAUUUGGCAUGAUAACUCGGGACCGAAAGGCAGUAGAAGCUGGUAUCUAAGUAGGAUAGUUCUUGACGAUUUAAAUACACAAGAAAGAUAUAUUUUCUUGUGUGACAAAUGGUUGGCCGUAGAUGAAGAAGACGGAAUGCUCGACAGAAUAAUUCCCGUAUCAUGCAGAGACGACAUCACAUCUUUUAAUACCCUAUUCUCCGAACACACACAAUCGAAUAUAACAGAACAACAUUUAUGGCUAUCCAUGUUCAUAAGGCCUCAGAGAAGCAUUUUCACACGCGUUCAACGUUUGUCGUGUUUGCUAUCUUUACUUUUUCUGACAAUGAUAGCCAAUGCCAUGUUCUUUACUUCUUCUGAUGAGGAGAAAGCAGAGGGGGUUUUGCAGCUGGGGGUAAUUAGGAUUUCAACGACAACCAUCAUGGUAUCCUUGAUAGGGAUUUCCAUCACAACACCGCCUGUAAUGUUUAUUACAUUUGCGUUUCGAAAAUGUCGUCCACCACCAAGUAAACAUAAGAAGGUGGAAAAAAAUAAGCCAAACUCUAAAGUAGCACACUGCGAUAAUGGUGAAGUCAAUGCCGGGAUUGAGGUUGAAGAUGUAGAUAUUGAGGACGAGAAAAAUGAAACACAGGACAAAAUUGGGAGUAAAAUGGAAGAGAAAAUAGACUUGGAGCAGUUGUUGGAGAACAAUUCCCUUCCCUUGCCACACUGGGUUCGAAGAAUUGCCUGGUUCAUUGUGUUUAUUUCCGUUCUUACGUCAGCUUUCUUUUUACUACUGUACAGCAUGGAAUGGGGGAUUUCCAAAUCAGAGGAAUGGUUGUCCUCGUUUCUAUUGUCCUUCCUGGAAUCCCUUCUGUGUGUUGAUCCGUUAAAGGUUCUUUUGAUCUCCGUUGUCUUCGCCUUGAUAUUCAAGAAAACGGCGGAUGAAUCUAUACCACCAAAAGUUGAUUUCAAACAGCUUCAAACAGUUUCCAAGUCAGGGUUUAAGACCAAAAGUCGAGAAGGAUUCAAUGCUUUGGUCACCGAUAUAGUAACAGGUCAGAAACCACUGUCUGAAACUCAAGUCGCAGCCAUGAGAAAAAAGAGACAAGAAGAGCGGACAGCGAGAAAUGCUGUAAUAACAUUGCUUGUGUAUGUAGUCUACGUAUCGGCCAUUUACAGUAUCAGUUACAUGGAACGCGACCAGCGGGCCUUCACGUUCAAACAAAGUUUGGAUGAUUAUAUGUACAGCUCAUACUCCAAGGUUAAGGAAACUGAUUCCUUCUUUAGUUGGUUGAAAGGUUCUCUUCUUCCAACAUAUUUUCCUCAGAAGAAUUACGCCAAUCAAACUAUUUUCUUCGCAAGAGAUCUACAAUACUUCGGGGACAAUGUCAGCAUUCGAAUAGGUCCCCCACGACUGAGACAGGUUCGGAUGGGAGAAGAUGAUUGUGAGUAUUCACACCUGACAUGGCCAUACCCUUGUUACGACCGGUACUCUAUGUCAGACGAGAGCGACAAAUCAUAUUGUGUAGGCUGGGUGCCACUUAACAACAGUUGUUCUGAUACCAGUGAUAUUACGAAGGACGCUUGGCGGUUCACCAGUGCGCUUGAUGUCUGGGGAAUCCCUAAGGCUGGUGAAUACAACACUUAUAGUGGAGGGGGCUAUAUCAUCAGUCUAAAGGAGACGAUAACCGAGGCCACAAAUAUCGUUGAUAAUCUACUGAACAAAACAUGGAUAGACAGACGUACUAGGGCUGUAUUUUUGGAGUUUACUCUCUACAAUCCAAAUGUAAAUCUAUUUGCCUACGUUAUGUUUCUUACGGAGUUUACCGAACUCGGGCGAGCUUUGAUUUGGUACGAAUCGGAAGCAUUUCGACCGAUGGCCUCUGCUUCGGCUGUAGGUUCUUACGUCAUAGCUUGUUAUUCCAUAUUCAUUGCUUACGUCAUCUACUCCUUUGUAAAAUUCGUCAGGGGAAUUAGAAACCUGGGCUGUCCUGGUUACCUGAAGUAUCCUUGGCACUACGUUGAUAUGAUGAUGGCGUUUCUAGGAUUUGCUGCCAUAGGCGUUUACAUAGUGCGUAUUCAAGCCGCGUCAAAAGCUAUGGAUCUCUAUUACGAGCAGUUGGCAACGGAGUCCAAAUUCAUUAAUUUUGCAAACGUUGUCAUAUGGGAUUCUACCUUUUCCAUCAUUUUCUCUAUUCUGGUAUUUAUAUCCAUCAUUCAGUUUUUGCGCAUACUGGGUUACAGCAAAAAAAUAACCGAAAUCAUUUCAGUUAUUACCAACAUAGGUCGAGACCUCUACGGAUUCAUGAUUAUGUUCUCUGUUAUGUUCUUUAAUUUUGUGGGUACGGGGUACCUCCUCUUUGGAUCAAGCGUCAAAGAGUACAAAAGUUUCUUCAGCGUCAUCGGAAGUUUGACGAACACCUUUAUCGGUGUCAAUAGUCUUGAUGCAUUGUUGGAAUCACACCCGACAAUAGCGCGAAUAUUCUACUUCAUGUACAUCCUGUUGGUCAUAAUGACGUUGUUCACUAUAUUCGCCUCUAUUCUGAACAAAAGUAUUUCUGAUGUCAAAUACGACAGUGCCAAUGCCGUGGAGGUUGUCGGGGUGAUGGAUAUUGUAUUGAAAACCGCCAAAUCAGCAUUUUCCCUUGUGCCGUCUGUCGGAAAAAAGAAUUCUGAUGAUGGCGAUGAAGAAAAGAGGAGUAAUCUACGAGAUGAAUUGCGCAAAGGGAAUGUAAGCCCUUUAAAUAUUAUGAGACUAGUUAGAGAAACAUUAAACAAUGUUGAAGGAGUACAGACGAAGCCAAGGGAGGACGCAGCAAAUGCGGUGACAGGAAUCGAAGAGUUCUUGAUCAACGUCGACAAAAAAAAUUCCGAGGCAGGUUCCGCUAGUCCAACACAGAAGAGCUGUGAUGAUGACGUCACGAUCGAUGACGAGGAAAAGAGAGUUCGAUUUCAGUUUAUUUGAAUAUUCCGUGUCUACAUUGUUAAUGUUGUUAUGUAUGUAUGUGUAGAACUAUGCAACUUGUUAAUUACAACUGAAAAGAAAAACAUAUUCAUCAGUUUGUUUUUCACCGACAAUCGACAACAGUGAAAUAACACUAAUUUUCAUUGGCUGAGUUAAUUUGUAUAUAUAUUGUUACAUAUUGUAUAUUGUUAUAUAUUGUAACAGCACAAGUACAAUCACAGGGUUUCCUCAAUGAUAUCCCUUCAUGAAGUGCAUAUAUCAUAUGAAUAAAUUCUUAUUAGUUUAUUACAAAGGCGCUUUUGUCUGAACUUGUCCCAGUAAAUUAUUCUGAAUACUCUAUAUUCUGAUCAUCAAAAACGAGCAGGAAACAAUUCACACCUCUCUUAAUUUUCAAGGUGUUUUUUUUUUACUUUCUCUCUCUCUCUCUCUCUCUCUCUCUCUCUCUCUCUCUGGACGAUGAAACCUGUCAAGUGAGUACGUCCUCACAAUAUCUAGAAGAGAAUACACGGAUAUGUUAUUGUAAAGGCAAAAAUGUACUGUGUUAGGUAUAGCAGAGACAUGUAUGGUAUAUGUAUGUCUCUGGGUAUAGCUAUAGGUACACUCAUAAAAGUUUACCUAAUACUCUCUUUAGAAUUAUGAAAAAAAAAGGUUUUGAGAGAGAAUAUUAGUGAGAACAUGUCCCCACAUCACCUGUCCUCACUAAUCUAAUAAUUUGUAUCUACAUCUUUCACAUGAUCUGAAUCACGUUUAUGGGGACGUAAUUGUGAGGACAGAAUUUUGUCCUCAUAAUGUACAUGUACUUUCUGUCCUCACAACUUCUGUCAAAUGGUUAAAAAUUGUCCUCGCUAUACUCUCUCUCUCUCUCUCUCUCUCUCUCUCUCUCUCUCUCUCUCUCUCAUGUUCCCUGUACCAAUACGCACAUUACAACAGUGUAGUCUUGUGACCAAAGAACAGGAGAACUGGAAAUGUUUUUAAUUAUUCUUCUUAACGACCGUAUCUUGAUUGUAACUGUACGCAAGACUGAUACAAAUUCAGAAUAAAGCUGUCUCAUUUAC
Messenger RNA from Ostrea edulis (European flat oyster), 13690 nucleotides. RefSeq lists its product as uncharacterized. Bases 63 to 12635 code for a protein of 4190 amino acids. Gene Ontology annotation, cellular component: membrane. Gene Ontology annotation, biological process: detection of mechanical stimulus. The transcript has 34 exons. NCBI's taxonomy places the organism in Eukaryota, Metazoa, Mollusca, Bivalvia, Ostreida, Ostreidae. Gene Ontology annotation, molecular function: protein binding; calcium channel activity. The record is from RefSeq and is a predicted model, not a curated record.